AUGAACUCUUAUCUCCGGAGCUGGUUUAUCGAGACCUCCAAUGCAUUAGGCAAGGAUCUCUUGCUCAGCUACUUCUUUUUCCAUUCAACUGCCGCGAGGGCCCUAGAUGCAUGUGAUUUGAUAACUGAUUAUUCAACAUCAUUGGUAAGUUGUCAAGUCGAACAAAAUUCUGUUCACAAGAGUCUCCUAGCUAAGGAGACUACCCUGUUGCGACUCAAUAUGGAACUUGAAGUUGUCAUCAACAAUGCCCUACUGCCCAAACAAUCUGAGCAUGUUAUCCACUUGGUUGAGGUCCUCUAA
Messenger RNA from Lathyrus sativus (Indian pea), 300 nucleotides. Lineage: Eukaryota; Viridiplantae; Streptophyta; Magnoliopsida; Fabales; Fabaceae. The record is from the annotation of a GenBank genome assembly.